AUGCUUUCGCGUGCAGCCUCUUCGACUUUCGCUCGGGUCGUCAGCGUUAGGACCCUUGGAGCUGCUUCUAAGCAUACUCUCCCAGACUUGCCUUACGAUUUCAAUGCAUUGGAGCCAACAAUUAGCAGUGACAUUAUGCGGGUGCAUUACGAAAAGCACCAUGCAACCUACGUAAACAACUUGAAUGUUGCCGAGGAGCAGCUGGCCGAAGCAUUGCACAAAAAUGACGUGACCAAAGUAAUCUCUCUUCAGGUUAGCCCAUUUGUAUUCGAUGUUGCUUAUCCAAACUCGCCUAUCUAUCUAUUAUCGAUUUCUCUCCCUCGAUGUUCUACUGCUCUCUAGCAAGCUGUUUCCUGUGUCACUACGAGUUAGCGCAUGCAGUUAAUUGCUUUAGGCGAGUUUUGAUUUUCUUCAGAACUGAGUCGUGGGUAAUUGCAAAUUUUUUUCAGCAGAUUGCAGAAAAACCGCCUGGUGAUCGUCAUCUACUCUGCGCUUAAAUGGCCAGAUCCACCGCCACGGAUGGAAUUUUUUGUCUGCCCCGAUGAGCGGCACAUGGCCAAUGUACGAAUAAGUGCCUAUCAGGCACUUCCCCACACGUAACACUUAAGCUAUCCGGGAAGUAACGGUGUUAUGUUCUUCAAGGGCAGACACUCAUUGUCGCGUCCGCGUACACUAAAGAUGUAUCAUGGGGAUUUACCAUCACUCCCUCCGGGAGUUCUAGCGCCCACCUAGUCUGUUUACCUGACUUUGGCAAGGAGAAAUAUCUGGUCUUAGUUGAACCUAUCUCCGCUGAUAUUGCAUCAUUUGUAAAGACAGACUGCUCACCUUUUGCCCUAUUAAGAAGCUUGGGAAGAAUUAGCACUUUCAUAGUCAUUCUAUUACUUCAAGGCCCUGGAGAUGUUAACGUCUUUUUUUCCAGAUUGUAACUGGCCCAUCUACAUCUCGCCUAAGUCCCUUUAAAUUUACUUUCUUUUAGCCUGCCCUCAGAUUUAAUGGUGGUGGACACCUCAAUCACAGCAUAUUUUGGAAGAACUUGUGCCCCAAAGGAGGCGGAGAACCAUCAGGGCCAUUGGCAGAAGCCAUUAAAAGGGACUUCGGGUCUUUUGAAAACUUCAAGGCCAGGAUGACUGCCAAGACCGUAGCCAUACAGGGCUCUGGGUGGGGAUGGUUGGGUCUCUGUCCGGUGUCAAAACGACUUCAAAUCGUCACCUGCGCGAAUCAGGACCCAUUAGAAGGAACAACAGGUACCCGUUGUUUCUUCCCUACCUUGAUCAGACUUUUUGAGUUCACGAUAAAAUGUCAUUUUCCCCGUUACUCACUUUUUAUGUAGCUAGCAACCAAGUUUGUCGUACCAUCUCGUGUAAGACUAGCUGGCUUAUUUUUAUUUGCUAUUUUAACUAGGACUGAAACCUUUGCUUGGCAUCGACGUAUGGGAGCAUGCCUAUUACCUUCAGUACAAGAAUGCCCGUCCCGACUACGUGAAUGCCAUCUGGUCAAUCAUCAAUUGGAAAGAUGUGGAGACACGCUUUGUUGCCUCUCAAAAGCACUAG
Molecule: messenger RNA, 1550 nt
Organism: Spirometra erinaceieuropaei
Lineage: Eukaryota; Metazoa; Platyhelminthes; Cestoda; Diphyllobothriidea; Diphyllobothriidae
Source: the annotation of a GenBank genome assembly